This is a messenger RNA of Cuscuta campestris, 1729 nucleotides long. The record is from the annotation of a GenBank genome assembly. Lineage: Eukaryota; Viridiplantae; Streptophyta; Magnoliopsida; Solanales; Convolvulaceae.
AGAGCAGGAGAAAGAAGCAAAAAAACGAAAAAGAAGAACCAAAUCCUUCUCCACCUGGGGCAAAUAUUGGAGCUUAAAAGGAAGAUCAAGCGGACUUCCAUGUCUAAGACUCCACCAGCUCCUCCAAGGUUUUAUUACGCACCAUGGAGGAAUGGAGAUAUGGAUGGAACUAUUGUUUGCUCGUCACAUCCAGGUAUAUGCAAGUGCACUAUGUUCCUCAAUGCCGCCCGUUGCCGUGAAAUGAAGCUAGUCAAGAAAUUUGCUGCGAAGCUUCAAGUUGGUGCUCAAGGAACUUUAGACAAUAUUAGGGAUAAGGAAGGCCGUACAGCGCUGCACUUUGCAGCUCGAGCAGGAAAUACAUUCAUGUGCAAGUAUUUGGUGAACCAUUUGAAGCUUGAUAUUAAUGCCCAAGAUGAAGAAGGUAACACUCCUUUGCAUUAUGCAAUUCAAGAAAAGCGUCUCCAGGCUGCUCUUUAUCUUGUGAACAAUGGCGUUGACGUUGCAAAAGCUAACAAAGAGGGCUUAACUUACUUGCAUUAUGCUACUCAUAAUGCAUUUUCAGGACAGAAGGAACUCAUACAAUUGCUCAUUUCCCGGGGUGCUGAAGUAGAUGCAUGUUCUAAUGAUCAGUGGACACCCUUACUGUUUGCUACGCUUUACCGCAGUAUAGAAGCUGUGGAAGUUCUAUUACAGAACAAUGCAAAUCCCAAUUUGGUUGUGCGUCCAAUUGCUCCGCUGAUAGUGUCAAGCUGGUACUCAUAUGAGAUCACAGAUCUACUAGUCAAGGCUGGAGGUGAUCCCAACAUCAAUGUGGAUGGUUCAACACCACUUCAAGGAGCAGUUGCAUAUGAACAAGUUGAAAUAAUCACGUAUCUGUUGAAGGCAGGGGCAGAUCCAAAUAUUGCGGAUGUCACUGGUUUGACUCCAUUGGAGAAUGCUGUGAACUUAAGACAUCUCAAGGCACUCGCAGUUCUGUUUCCAGUGACCAAGCCCAUUCCUUCUAUCUCGGAUUGGAGUGUUGAUGGACUUGUCAAAUAUGUUGACUCUGAAGAAUCUAAACAAUUGAGAGCUAAUGUUCGGAAGGAAGUUUUCCACAAGUCAAAGCUACACGCUGAAGAUGCAUUCGAGAGAAAGAAUUACGCAAUUGCAGCUGGUUGGUACAAUACAGCAAUAAAGGAAAGUCCAUGUGAUGCAACACUGUUGUCUAGGAGGAGUCUGUGCUAUUCCUUAGCGGGUUGCGGUAAUGCUGCUUUAUCUGAUGCUCAAGCCUGCGUGUGUUUGAGACCUGACUGGCCGAUAGCACACUACCAAGAAGGCGUAGCAUGGAGGUUGCUCAAAAACUAUCCAAAUGCAGAGAGAUCAUUUUCCCGUGCAUUAGCGUUGGAUCCAGGAAACCGGGAAAUGCAAGAGGCAGUGAGGGAGGCCGUAGAAGCUGAAAUGGGAGCAUUGCGCGUAUAACAAUCUUUCGCCGCGCCACUAUAUGUGCAAGGAAGGGUCUUCGACUCUCAGUGAUCUUUCCUCCCUAGUAAAAACUAACCUAGUGCAAUCUUACAAAAAGUAGGGCAUGGGCUCCCGGAGGGUGAAUGCAUGUAUGCAAAUCUUACUCUUAUUUGGAAGUAGAGAGACAAUUUUUAAAAGACUACCGGCUUCCACCCCCACCCCACCAGUAAAUCGGUAUUAUAUUAGUUAUAGGGGGCUUCGCUAAAAUUCUAUAGUAGGCUGAACAACU